AUGUUCACCAAACUCACCACGAAAAUCGCCCUCCGGAAAGCGGGCAUCCCGUCAAACGCGCUCUCGUUCCCUGAUACCACAGGCGGUGAUUCGAAAGAUGGUAGUGGUGGAGGUAGUUCGCCGUUUGCGGGGGCCAAGGAUGCGUGGCAGAAUCUUCAAGUCCCGAAAGCGCUGAAGAGUUGGACGACGCCGCCUCCGGCUGCGGUGGAGGUUGCUCCUGCACCGGUGCUAGGGACGAGGGCCCCGAGGGAUAGGAGUGGGAAGUUGGAGUUACCGCCCUUGGAUGGACGUCCGUCGAUAGUGAUAUUUCUCAGGCAUACGGGCUGUCCUUUCGCAGAAAAAACCUUCAUCGAAGCCCGCCGCCUCUCUAACAAAUUCCCCCGUCUCUCGUUUAUACUGGUAUCGCAUGCCUCAAAAGCGGCCACCGACCGCUGGGUCUCGCAGGUGGGCGGCGCGUGGUCGAUGACUGUGGUGGUUGAUCCGGAGAGGGAGGUGUAUGCCGCGUGGGGAUUGGGCGUGAGUACGACGUAUCAUUUGUUGAAUCCGUGGACGCAGAUGGCGAUGCGGAGACUAGGGACGGAGGGGGGGAUUUGGGCGAGGGAGGUGGAUGGGAGUGCGAAUCGGUGGUUGGUUGGUGGGGCUUGGGGGGUGGAUGAGGUGGGUACAAUCCGAUAUGGAAGCGCAAGCAAAACAGCAGACGACAUUCCGGAUUUAGUAGAAGCGUGCAAGGCCUUAGGAGCAUACUGA
Mollisia scopiformis is the source of this 747-nucleotide messenger RNA. RefSeq lists its product as uncharacterized. Bases 1 to 747 code for a protein of 248 amino acids. The transcript is spliced from 4 exons. Lineage: Eukaryota; Fungi; Ascomycota; Leotiomycetes; Helotiales; Mollisiaceae. The record is from RefSeq and is a predicted model, not a curated record.